This is a messenger RNA of Lymnaea stagnalis (great pond snail), 1993 nucleotides long. Lineage: Eukaryota; Metazoa; Mollusca; Gastropoda; Lymnaeidae. The record is from the annotation of a GenBank genome assembly.
AACACAAAAUAAGUUCCGUUUCCGCUUCCUUUUUACGUCGAACCUCCACCAAGAUGAGGUGAGUGUACAUCUUGGUAAAAUCCAAAUCGAUUCGCUUUAACUAUUAACAAUCUGGUUUUUAUUUUAAAGUUAUUACACUUUAAAUAUAUUUUUUAUAUUAGAUAUUUGUGUAUACCCAUUUAUCCCCGUAAAGACGCUGUAUGAAGUAAUGAGUACUUAGUUCUUGCACCUCAGCCUCUUUCAAUUGUGUGGCCCGUCAUGACCUUUUUAUGCCUUCCCCACAACUCAGCAGCCAGCCAUGUACGUGAUUGUCUAAAAUUCAUUAAAAUCUUUGGUCUAGUCAAAAAAAUCCACUUAAAUUUAAAAGAAUGAGCCUGUUCUCUUUACUAGGCACCACUUACGAUGCAGGGCUAAAAUACACAUAGGCCGCUAUUCUCUCAACUAUAACUAGGGCUAGGCGCAUGGUACUGAACUGAAACUUGAUGUUAAAAAAAGAAAAAGGCAAAUUACUCUGGCUGCAUUCCUAGAUAGGAAGCAUAGUUUUAUUGUUUGUAAUUUCAUUUCAGUAAAAUCAACAGAGAUUCACUCCGUGAAUCUAUUGACAAUGUUCUCAAGUAUUCCAAUGAGACAAAGAAGCGGAAGUUCACUGAGUCUAUUGAGCUUCAAAUUGCACUGAAGAACUAUGAUCCCCAGAAGGACAAGCGUUUCGCUGGAACCAUCAAGUAUGCCUUGAAAAUUUUAAAAUAUGAACCCUUCAUAUAAAAAUGUGAUCACUGAGAAAACUUUGUCCUAGUCGACUUUGUAUAUUUUAAUUUUUUUAAAAGUGAGACAUUUUUAUAUUAGGGUAGUUGAUUGGUUUUUCCAUCAACGGGACCUUACCCAGGGUCUCUAAACUUUGGGUAGGUAAUAGUGCCUUUGUACUUUUACCGAACAUUGUUUUCAGGGCAUGUCUGGAUUUGGGUAAGAUCACAUAAAAAUGUUUGGUUUUAAUAGUGUGCCCUUGAUUUUAACUAUUUAGGCAUGUAUAAUAGUAAUUCCAUCAUUUAAAAUGUUGGCUUAAGCAUUUGUUUAUAAAAUAUAUUUUGUUUACAUUUUAUAGAUUGCGUAACAUCCCAAAGCCCAAGAUGAAGGUAUGCGUUCUGGGUGACCAGGUUCACUGUGAUCAGGCUAAAGCUAAUGACUUGCCUCACAUGGACAUUGAGGCACUAAAAAAACUUAACAAGGACAAGAAACUUGUAAAAAAACUAGGUAUUUUAAAAUCUCAAUUUAAUAUUUCACUUGGCCGUCUUUGGCAGCCUACGGUUUAUCUUAAAAAUCUUGCUCCCAAUGAUGAUUUUAAGUUAGGCAUGUAUUGUCAUAAUAGUAAUGUUGAUAAAUUUAACUGAGGUUGCAGGAUUGUUUUUGUUUUUUUAUUACUGGGUCAUUUGCAUAAGCUGUAAUAGUAUGUUAACUGAUAUUUGGGUGUCAUUUUAUUUCAGCCAAAAAGUAUGAUGCUUUUCUAGCUUCCGAGUCCCUCAUUCGUCAGAUUCCCAGAGUUUUGGGUCCGGGUCUUAACAAGGCAGGCAAAUUUCCAGCACCAAUCACUCACAAUGACAGUCUUAAUGCUAAGGUGGAGGAGACAAAAGCCACAAUCAAGUUCCAGAUGAAGAAGGUAGUUAUUACAGUAGUAUUUCUAGUAUUUUAUUACAUGCAAGUUUGUGCCUAUUAAUCCAUUUUUUAUAUGAAUAGGCUUAUUGAAAAGUUUAUUCAAGCAAGUAUUUGAUACAUUCUCAAAUUCUCUUUCAGGUAUUGUGCUUGGCAGUGUGUGUUGGACAUGUGAACAUGAACUCUGAAGAGUUGUACCAGAACAUCACACUGGCUAUCAACUUCCUUGUCUCUCUGUUAAAGAAAAAUUGGCAAAAUGUUAGAGCUCUCUACAUAAAGAGCACCAUGGGCCCUUCGGAGAAAAUAUAUUAAAAUUUAUUGUAAUUGAGCAAUAAAUGUUGCUAUUAUC